GAAAGUAGGUCACUGUAAUGCUGUAUAUCGUACGCGGCUUUAAAUUAUCGACACAGUCAUUGAAAUGCCAUCUGUCGAUCCAUGUACUUAAUGGUACUUGCACAGUAAAAUUAUUGCAGUUACAUUAGUAAUACGCAAAGCGAAAAUAUUAUGUUAUCUACCUUUUAGUGUACCUUUCGUCGGAUUUCGGAUUUGUUCUUGUAUAAUUUAUUCUUAAACCGGACUUACCAAUGCCAUUGUAAUGGACGUUUAACCACAGCACACCGCAAGCAGCCGCAUUGAACGGAGCGAUGUCCGGACACCGGGUGGUGUUCUGUGGAACCCUGGCCCAUUCCACCGACCAGGAAGCGGUGGUUGUACUGCGUAACACGUGCCUCGGCGUACAACAUGGCAAGAUAGCCUUUCUAUGUAACAAAGAUACCUUGGAGGACAACUUAAGGUCACAUGGCUUUCAGGAGUCUGAAGUAGUCCAUCUUAAAGAAAGACAGUUCCUCAUCCCGGGGUUUGUAGACACGCACCUUCACGCGCCCCAGUUUUCCAACUGUGGCAAGGGUCUUGACCGGGGCCUGCUAGAGUGGCUCGACACCUACACCUUCCCCACGGAGGCGCGCUUCUCCGACCUGCAGUUCGCUGAGACCGCCUACCGUCGGGUGGUGCGCCGUGUUCUUCUGAAUGGUACCACGACCGGCUGCUACUUCGCGACCAUCCACACGGACGCAACGCUGGUUCUGUGUGACAUCAUCAAUGAGUUCGGACAAAGGGCCUAUGUAGGCAAGGUGAACAUGAACCAGAAUUCACCUGCGUUCUAUAUCGAACAAUCUACGGAACAUUCCGUGAUGGAAACUAAAAGGUUUAUUGAAGAGGUCCGUAAACGAAAGUACGACAAAAUCACACCGAUCAUCACGCCGAGAUUUGCAAUCUCCUGCACGGAAGACUUGUUAAAGCGUCUGGGUGACCUGGCGCAUGAGUACCAGCUUCCUGUCCAGACGCACAUCUGCGAAACAGAAGACGAGAUUAACUUUGUGGCUAAAUUGUUCCCUAGCAGCACCAACUACUCUGACGUAUACGACAAGGCCGGCUUGAUGACGUCAAAGACGGUGCUAGCCCACGGCAUCUAUCUCACUGAACCGGAAGUUGAGCUGGUCAAAGAGCGGAAGUGCGGCAUCUCUCACUGCCCGAACUCGAACCUCUCAAUUCGAAGCGGCGUCCUUGAUGCCCAGAAGCUACUGCAGGCUCAAGUCAAGGUCGGACUCGGAACAGACAUAUCCGGUGGCUACCACCCGUCAAUGCUUGACGCAAUCCGAACAGCGGUGUUCUCCUCCAACAUCCACCAUAUACGUCACUCAAGCACCGUCAACGGUACCAGCGCAAGCAACGGCAGUAUCGGCGUCACCAGCAACGGUACCUGCAUCAAUAACAACGGAAACGGCGCGCCGGAUAAAUCGAAGCCGGUAGCGGACAUAACGUACAGUGACGGUAGCGGAUAUGACGCGUUGUCAGUAUGGGGCGCCUUUCGAUUGGCUACCCUCGGUGGAGCUAAAGUCCUUGGAUUAGAAGACAAGAUCGGUAACUUCGAGGUUGGUAAGGAGCUGGACGCCCUACUUAUUGACCUCACCACUGUUGACUCCAUAGUUGACGUCCUGCCGGGUGACUCCGUAGAGGAUGGUAUAGAAAAGUACCUGUUCACAGGCGAUGACAGAAACAUACUCAGCAUAUAUGUUGGAGGCAAGAUUGUGUACAGCAAAUCUCCUAAAUCAAACUGACAAUCUCUUUAUUAUGAACGUGACGUGAUUUUUUUAGUGACUUAUAGGGGUUGAAAACAUUAUAUAUGAAAGAAUAGUGUUGUGUUUGAGAUUUCCUUUUGUUCGAACGCUAUUGACGGUUCGUUUCAGAGAACAUCCUUCCAUAUGCAGAUGGUCGCGCGAAUUUCGACAAGAAAUUGUGAAAUUGUAUAAAAAAAUAUUUCGCUUAUUCAGGCCAUUUCAGAUAAUAUUGUAAUUACUGUUUCGAAGAAAGCGUUCUAUAUCAGGCAGUAUACGACGAAGAUCUGAUAAUUUGGUCGUUAAAAAUUGUCAAAUAGUAACCUGUUUUGAUUCUAACUUGACCAGACAAAUAGGUUUGCUAUUUACAUGAACGUUUUAUUUGACAAUGCUGCACUCAGGUCCGAUCUUAUUUAGCGUUGUUUAUCGUCCGUUUUAACAGCGAUAAUUUUGUUUUGUGAUGUAAAAUUCACAUUGCUUCUAUUGACGUGAGUUGAAUACAAAGCCACUAUUAAUGGAUUCUGAGAUAAUUAUACAGAAUAAUCUAUGAAAAGGUACUAACUGUUUGAAGGUUUCGACAGGUGAUGACGGAAAAGUACAUUUGUGUUUUUAUGCGGCCUUUAUACACCAUAUCCGAAAUAAUCCUUUCUCAAAGGUUGAUCUAUAUUUGUAUACAUUGUAUUUACAAGUUAUUUUGAAGCGAUUUGUUUAUAUUUUAAUAUUACAUGAUUGUAUUUGGAUACACAUAAGAGUACAUUCAUAAACUGUGGGUUGACGUAUCUGUUGAGAUUUCAGUAAUACUCCAGAAUUUCAGCUCCGGUUGUAUUGUUUUAUUUUCGGUUGUAGUAUCAUAAAUAUAUAUUUUGUUUGGGCAAUGUCUAUAUUACCUACCGGUAUUUAAACAUGCUUUAUAUUGUAGUGGAGGCAGUUUGUUCUUUCCGCGUAUGCGUGUAUUCCAAUAAAUUUUGAUGCAUG
Dreissena polymorpha is the source of this 2735-nucleotide messenger RNA. RefSeq names its product guanine deaminase-like. Gene Ontology annotation, biological process: guanine catabolic process. Bases 291 to 1763 code for a protein of 490 amino acids. Gene Ontology annotation, molecular function: zinc ion binding; guanine deaminase activity. Gene Ontology annotation, cellular component: cytosol. The transcript has 14 exons. NCBI's taxonomy places the organism in Eukaryota, Metazoa, Mollusca, Bivalvia, Myida, Dreissenidae. The record is from RefSeq and is a predicted model, not a curated record.